AUUCAUCCACGAUUGUACUUUCAGUAAACAUCUUCCGGCCGCAGUAAACACUGUGAAAAACGAUAUUUAUGAUCACUACAAAUGGUAUUUACUCACACCUGUUAUUUCUUCGAAAUAAUUUUAAUUCAUAUUUCAAAACGUUUAGUUCAUGAAAAUGAAAGUUGUGCUAGUAAAUUAGUAAUUGAUUUCUGAAUUUUUUACUUACAUUCAUCACAUCGGCUCCACUGUGCGCGUGGACUUUGCCGCCAAAUUCCAUUGCGCGUGACAUGUGCGACAUGUGUAUGAACUGAUGCGAACUAUCAACGCAGUAAUAUCGUUUGCUGCAUGGUUUGGAAGUAUGCGUUAAUUAGUAUUGAAAGCAGUGACUUCAGAACACAGGAGAGGUUGUCAUUUUCUUCGUACCUGUGGUGUGUCAUUCAGGUUUUUGUAUUUAGAUUUCGGUGGUCGUGUUUGGUUGUAAUUUUGUAGGAUGUCUGGUCAGAAAAGUAUUUUGAAUUUUUUGAAACCAGUUAGCUCUGUAAAGCGCCCAUUAUGUGAGGGUAAUAAUGCGAAUUUCGGAAAAUCAGAAGAACCGUUAGAAAAAAAAGUUAAGUCGAAUGUGAACGAAGUGGGGGAUAAACCCGCCGUCAGAAAGGAAUGGCCCAACGAAAUUAUUGCAAAAAUUAAGUUAACUUCUAGACGAUAUCAAGCUUUGCACAUGAGUAUUGGACAUUCUUGGUUUAGGGCUCUAGAACCUGAAUUUAAGAAAGAUUACUUUAUGAAGUUAAGUCGGUUUUUAGUUCAGGAACGUUCACAGAAGAGGAUUUUUCCUCCAGAAGAGCAUGUUUGGACAUGGACUCAGAGGUGUGACAUAUCAGACAUAAAAGUUGUUAUCCUUGGGCAAGAUCCAUAUCACAAUCCUGGCCAGGCUCAUGGAGUGCUUCUCUUGAAUGCUUGUCUGACAGUACAGUGCAAUGCCGCCAACUCUCACAGAGAUCAAGGCUGGGAGCAGCUGACAGAUGCUGUUAUUCGUACCUUGAGUGCUCGCAAUCAUAGCCUGGUAUUCCUUCUGUGGGGUGCCUAUGCUCAAAAGAAAGCAGUUAUUGUAGACAAGUCAUGA
Molecule: messenger RNA, 1099 nt
Organism: Gryllus bimaculatus (two-spotted cricket)
Lineage: Eukaryota; Metazoa; Arthropoda; Insecta; Orthoptera; Gryllidae
Source: the annotation of a GenBank genome assembly